UUUAGUAUAUGAAUUAAUUUGUUUUUAUAAGAAUUUGCAAAAGUUAUAAUUAAAAUUAUGCUAUUUCGAAAUAAAAAUAAAAUAAUAUAAAUAUAUGCAUUUUUAUAAUAUAAUUAUAUAAAACAAAAAACAAUUUUUGUAUUAAGAAUUAUUAUUUUUGGAAUGAGAACCUCUGUCAUCGUUAGUAUGGACGAAGGAACAUAAGGUUUUGGAACUAACCAUCUCUUUUAUGUUGUUUCUUCGUGCAAAAUGACAAAAGGUACAUCGAGCUUUGGUAAGCGACGAAAUAAAACACACACUUUGUGUAGACGAUGUGGUCGCAGUUCAUACCAUAUUCAAAAAUCACAAUGUGCUCAAUGUGGAUAUCCUCAGAAAAAAAUGCGAUCAUAUAAUUGGUCUGUAAAAGCUAAGAGGAGGAAAACUACUGGAACUGGUCGUAUGCGUUACUUAAAAAUUGUACGUCGUAAAUUCAAAAAUGGAUUUAGAGAAGGUUUACCAAAACCUAAAUCAGUUCAAACUAAAUAAUUUUAAUUUUUAUUAUUGUAUUAUAUAUCUAUAAAAAUUUGACAUUUAAUAAAUAACUUAAAAAGUC
Messenger RNA from Apis mellifera (honey bee), 592 nucleotides. RefSeq names its product 60S ribosomal protein L37 (gene RpL37-1). Lineage: Eukaryota; Metazoa; Arthropoda; Insecta; Hymenoptera; Apidae. The record is from RefSeq and is a predicted model, not a curated record. Gene Ontology annotation, molecular function: structural constituent of ribosome; RNA binding. The coding region runs from base 250 to 525 and encodes 91 amino acids. Gene Ontology annotation, cellular component: cytosolic large ribosomal subunit; ribosome. The transcript has 4 exons. Gene Ontology annotation, biological process: translation.